UGAAAAAAAUUAAAAAUUAUUUAAGAAAAGUUAAUUGACAAACUUUAAAAAUACAAAAAGUAUUUAACAAAAAUGACGACCAACACUGCCGAGCUCUACAAAAACAGCUUACGAGCUGAAAUGAUGCAAAUUGAGCGUCGACACCGACUUUUGGAGCAACAACGACUUCAGCGAAACACAAAUCUCGACAAACAUCGCAAAAUUAUCCAGAAUCUCCGGUUGCACCAACAAAAUUUCCAUCGUCCCAACUAUCAGCGACGUGCCUAUCGCAAUGUUCUUCAGUUCUCCGAAUGGAUGCACGAACGCCCCGACGACCUGGAAAACUGGUUUGUGCUGCCCUGUCCCAAAGGCGUUCGUUGUUUGCUCGUUGCCGAGGGCGGAAGGACCGAAGCAAUCGGAAAAUGGGGAAAUUUGUUGCUUACCUUUCAAUCCAUGUUGCCGGGUGGUUCGACGGGCGAAGGAAAUCAUCGGGGAGACACAACAAUCAUCGAUGCCUUUUUCGACAAGGAAGAAGGACAUUUUAUCGCAAUUGACGUUUUGGCUUACGGCAAUCAGGAUUUCAUGAAUUGCGAUUGCGAGUUUCGAUUUUAUUGGCUCAACACAAAAAUCCAAGAAGAUAAUCUCGGAAAAGGCACGAAACGAAAAUUUCCGAUAAAAUCGGUGCCGUAUGCGAGUUUUCAGGAUCCUCUAGCGGUGGAUGAGCUGCUCGGGAGAUUUCCAGCAUUUCCGGGAAAUAAACCCAAAUUGGAUGGGUUGCUCUUUUAUCACAAGGAAUCGUUGUAUAAAUCGGGAAAAACGCCUCUUGUACUGUGGUUGUUCCCGUUUAUGGUGCCAGAAGUGCUAAAUUUGCAUUCCGUGCAUGAAGCGUACAUGUCACAAAAACCGAGUCACUAUGAGGGCUAUAAACAGUACAUAGCGGAGUUUGAUGCCAAACAAGCGAAAAAAGUUGACCAAAGAACACAAAGGAGGGAACAACGGAAAAGCACAAAAAUGGACUGUCAAGAUGAAAGUCAGUCAACAUCGAAGGAAUCGGAAGAAAAACCAGAAGAAGAAGAAAUCGAAACUCGUGAUAAAAUUGAUCAAGAAAUGUUUUUGUUGGAAUGUGAAAUUGAGGAUACGUUGGACAAAUCAAUGCAAUAAAAUAAAGUUUAUUUUUUUUAAUAAAGUCGCUCCAUAUAAAGUUCAAUAGUUUUGCCAAAUGAUUCUAAAU
Molecule: messenger RNA, 1210 nt
Organism: Culicoides brevitarsis
Lineage: Eukaryota; Metazoa; Arthropoda; Insecta; Diptera; Ceratopogonidae
Gene: Snup
Product: snurportin-1
Exons: 1
Coding region: 73-1140 (355 amino acids)
Biological process (GO): snRNA import into nucleus
Cellular component (GO): cytoplasm; nucleus
Source: RefSeq, a predicted model, not a curated record